Messenger RNA from Puccinia triticina, 1440 nucleotides. RefSeq lists its product as uncharacterized. The record is from RefSeq and is a predicted model, not a curated record. Lineage: Eukaryota; Fungi; Basidiomycota; Pucciniomycetes; Pucciniales; Pucciniaceae. Gene Ontology annotation, biological process: proteolysis. Bases 1 to 1440 code for a protein of 479 amino acids. Gene Ontology annotation, molecular function: serine-type carboxypeptidase activity. The transcript has 15 exons.
AUGAACCUGGUGCUCGCAAGAUGUAUACUUUGGAUUGGCUUCCACCAUUGCCUCCUGGCUGAUUCCGCUCAACAGCAUCCGGCCAGGCCUCCAAGCCUCCAGUUCUCCUCCGCUCAGGCCAAGAAAUUCUCCGUGCCUCGAAAACUACCCCAAAUGGACUUUGAAAUUGAUCCCAGCUAUGCUGGUCUCAUAGAUGUUUCCAACGGCCCGCACGAGGAAGCCAAGAUCUUCUUUUGGUUCAUACCGGCGCACAGUGCUCUGGGUGCCAAUGAAUUGACACUUUGGAGCAACGGCGGCCCUGGAUGCAGUUCAAUGAUAGGAGCUUUGCAGGAAAAUGGUCCGAUCAUGUGGGACCCAGGUAGGACCGAAGCAAUCAAAAAUCCAUAUUCGUGGCACACACGCUCUAGCAUGCUUUACGUUGAUCAUCCUGUUGGGGUGGGCUACAGUGUGGGCAAUGUAGUGAUCGACAAUGAGUACCAAGUAGCCGAUUAUCUGUGUCGGUUUCUUGAGGCCUGGCUCAAGGUUUUUCCAGAAAUGGCUCAUAAAAACUUUUACCUGGCCGGAGAAUCGUACGCGGGAAGGUAUUUGUCAUACACUGCCGCCACCAUCCAUGCCAAAAAGCACCAGCUCCCACUAUCGCUGCAAGGUCUUCUGUUAAUUGACGCCGCCUUCUCUGACACCCUUCUGCAAGAACAGGUGCCGCUGUAUACUUUUGUUGAGAAACACAAAGGCACUUUCAAAUUCGACGAGAAAUUCAUGAAAAAGUUGAACGAAACCGACAAAAGCUGCGGAUACUCCCAAUAUCUUCAAAAGCAUUUGGUCUAUCCUCCGCGUCGGUUAUUGCCUGACCUAACACUCGCAACUUCCGGUAACAACCCCAAGCUGGUCAAGCCGCAAUGUAACAUAGUGACGAUGAUGAACCAGCACCUUCCGAUUGGAUUCCAAACCUAUAACAUCUUGUGGCAGAAAACUUUCGACUACGCCUUAGAUACAUUCCUGACAUAUUUCGAUAUGCUGGAUGUGCAAGAGGCGUUCAACAUUGAUGGGGAAAGGAAAUGGCAUGCAUGUCUUGAGAACAGCAAAACGCUUUUCCCCCAGGGCGACCAAUCUCCGCCCCCAGCAUAUACGGUCCUACCGGGCGUGAUCAAUAAUAACAAGAGGACUGUCUUGGCGCAGGGAACAUUGGACGCCCUUCUCUUUAUGGAUGGUGCCAAACUUGCUAUCCAAAAUCUAACCUGGAAUGGGGGCUUAGGGUUCCAAAAGCCUAUCGACCAGACUUUUUCGGUUGGGGGUAAGAUGAUGGGUCGAUACAACUCUGAGCGUGGGUUGACAUACAUCGAGGUAAACGACGCCGGUCAUAAGUUACCCCAUGACAAACCAGAAGCAGCUCUACAAAUCUUAGACUUUCUCUUGGGCCACCAGAAGACUCCUUCCUCUUAG